This is a messenger RNA of Cotesia glomerata, 1396 nucleotides long. RefSeq lists its product as uncharacterized. Bases 481 to 1278 code for a protein of 265 amino acids. NCBI's taxonomy places the organism in Eukaryota, Metazoa, Arthropoda, Insecta, Hymenoptera, Braconidae. The transcript is spliced from 2 exons. The record is from RefSeq and is a predicted model, not a curated record.
UACCCGACAGUUGGAAAGUCAGUCGUAUAGCAUCUGAAUUUAACUGUUCUCGAAAAAUGGUACUGAAUCUUAAAAAUGAUAUCAGUGAAUCUGAGAAUGUUGAUUUAGACUCUGGUGAAAUGACUACUAAUACUUUGAAUCCCACAAAAGUUCCAGGCAAUCAGCUGCUUAAGUUAGAUGUAAAAAAACUUGUCAUUGAUUUUUAUGAAAGCGAAGAAAACUCAAAACAAUUAGCGGGCAUGAAAGAUUUUAAAUCUGUGAAGGAUUGUGAUGGAAAUCGAACUACACAUGUCGUAUGUGUUUGUACUAUUCAUCAAAAUGUAAAAUUGAUGUUAGAAGGAUGUAAUUUUCCAAAAUUUGCGAAAAACACUGAUUGGGUUGUAGAAUCUCAGCCAAUUUACAAAAAUUUAUUAAAUAAAUUAGUUUGUAACAAUCCAAAAGAAUCGUGCUUUUCCAGAAUGUGCAAUAGUUGUCCAAAUAAUGAAGAAAUCGCUGAUUAUUUUCGUUUGUCGUUUAAUGAAUCUGAUGUUAAUGAAAUCCAAUAUAAAAUGUGGACAAUCAACAGACCGUUGUAGUAUUGUGAAUGUUACUUCAGAUUUCGAAGACUUCAUCGAGACUUUAGUGACGCAACUUGAUAAGCUUUUGAAACAUGAUUUUAUUGCGAAAACACAAAGUCGAUUUUUUUCUGAUACAAAACUAAAUUUAAAGAGCGGGGAAUUCGCCGUAGUAUUUGACUUUGCGGAAAAUUAUGCAUUCGUUGUGCAGGAAGCAGCUCAAGGCUUUCAUUGGAAUAAUGAUCAAGCUACUAUAUUUCCAAUGGUGAUUUAUUAUAACGAAAAUGAUACUAUUAAGCAUUUGAGCUUUGUUGGUAUUUCAGAUUGUCUUAAGCACGACACAGUUUUAAUUUAUUUAUUUCAAGAGCAAUUGAUUGCCUUUCUUAAAAAGAAGUUUGCUGUCAUCAAUACAAUUUUUUACUUCUCUGAUGGAGCUCCACAACAAUUCAAAAACAAUAAAGCAUUUACAAACUUAUGUUAUCAUUAUGCUGACUUCGAAAUCAACGCUGAGUGGCAUUUUUUUGCAACUGCCCAUGGCAAAGGACCAUGCGAUGGUCUUGCGGGUUCAUUAAAACGAUAUGCUGCUAGAGCUUCAUUACAAAUGAACAAUAAAGAGCAUAUACUGAAACCACAAGAUUUAUUUUCCUGGGGAACGAAAAAUUUUACAAGCGUUGACUUUACUUUUAUAGCUAAUGACGAUUAUUUAAUAAAAAAAAUGUGUUAGACGUACGAUAUUCUCAAUCGAAAACAGUGAAAGGUACACAGUCAUUACACACUUUUGUGCCUUUAAAAGAUGAAAUUGGAUAUGCUUUCAUUAAAACUGUGUCCACAUCUCAAAAAAG